Auanema sp. JU1783 is the source of this 496-nucleotide messenger RNA. The record is from the annotation of a GenBank genome assembly. Lineage: Eukaryota; Metazoa; Nematoda; Chromadorea; Rhabditida; Rhabditidae.
CGAUUCAACUACUUGUGGAGCUGGGUGUGCCUGCAGCAUCGAGGCGUGUGGGUUGUUUGCUGCUCUACCCGAAACCCAAAAGGAUGUCCGCACCUCGGUGGUGACUAUUGUGUAUGGUCUGGAGCGCAUGAAAUACCAUGUGCAUCAAGAAAUUGGGUAUAUAUGUCGGCUUUAUACUACUCUUGAUCAAGAGAGUCUUUCCAUCAUUAAUAACGGUCCUAUGGAGGCCGAGUCUUUCAUCGAAAAGACGCAAGAAUUGCAGCGGUUGUUCAGAAAGCUCGCACAUGUCAAUGAUAACCAUGACAUAAAAGCGGCUUUGGCAUUCUGGAAACUGCCAACGGACUCCUUGGAGCUGCGUUCGUUUGUUCCGACGUUCGUUGAUCAUAUCCAGUAUCAAGCGAGAAAAGAGAUGCUCAGGAGAGAGGAUCACUUGGAUCAGCUGAGAGUUUUUACAGCUUAUCUGGAAGGGGAACGCUGGACUGGGCCUAGCAGUUAA